Messenger RNA from Raphanus sativus (radish), 4677 nucleotides. RefSeq names its product disease resistance protein RPV1-like. Gene Ontology annotation, biological process: defense response; signal transduction. The transcript has 6 exons. Lineage: Eukaryota; Viridiplantae; Streptophyta; Magnoliopsida; Brassicales; Brassicaceae. Gene Ontology annotation, molecular function: ADP binding. The record is from RefSeq and is a predicted model, not a curated record.
AUCUUGUAGUCAAUCAAGCAACGAUCAAAUUUAAAUUUCUGUAGAUUCUCUCUCUCUCGAUCGUGGUAGCCAAAAGCAGGAAACUGAUCAUCAGACUCUCUUUUCACAAUCGUCGAUUCAGAUCUUAUGGAUCAACGAGAUUCCAAAGAGCCAUAGAGUUUGACUUGAAAAUCUGAGAGCAGCAGUAGCUUAAGCUUCGAAGACUUGGGAGCAGAGGAAGAUCGGAGAUGGAGGCUGCGGUUCUUUCGAAGCCGCACAGGUACAAGCACGACGUCUUCCUCAGCUUCCGAUCAGAAGAAAAAGACGACUUCGCAGAGCGUCUCUGCACCGCGCUGAGAAAGGAGGUCCGUGUCUUCCGCAACGACAACAACAACAACGAAGGCAUCGAGCGAGGGACUGAUGAGAACGACAAAAGACUCGCUGGAGCCAUGGAGGACUCAUCUGCCUCCGUCGUCGUCUUCACCAGCCACUACGCUGACUCUCGCCGGUGCCUGGAUGAACUAGCUAUGCUCUGCGAUCUCGGAUCGUCUCUGGAUCGUCCCAUUUUGCCGAUAUUUUACAAGGUCGAUCCCUCUCACGUACGCAAACAGAGCGAUCAGUUCGAAAAGGAUUUUGAAGAACACAACAAAAGAUUCAGCGAGGAUGAGAUACAUCGAUGGAAAAAAGCUAUGAAAUUAGUUGGAAAUCUAGCUGGCUAUGUUGUCAGAGAAGGGACUGUUGAGGUUGAGGUUGAGGAUAAAAUGAUAAAGCUUGUGGUGGAAAAGGUUUUAGCUCAAGUGAGCAAUACACCAGAGAAAGUUGGAGAAUACACGGUUGGGCUGGAAUCACGUCUGGAGGAUUUGAUGAAACUUGUGGACGUUAAAUCCACUGGUGACGAUGUUCAGAUCCUUGGACUUUACGGUAUGGGUGGUAUUGGGAAGACUACACUUGCUAAACGCUUCUAUAACCUGAUCCUGGAGCACUUUGAGGACCACCGAGUUUUCAUCUCUAACGUUAGAGACAAAUCAUCAGACCAAAAUGGCUUAAUCGAUCUGCAGAAGACUUUCAUCAAGUCACUUUUCGGUACGGUGCCUGAGAUAGAAGAUGUUAAGAGUGGGCGGGACAAGAUAAGAGGGAGAGUUCACGAGAAGAAGAUUCUUGCGGUUUUAGAUGAUGUUGAUAGCGUAGACCAGGUUGAUUCGUUGGUUGGUGAGAGAAGUUGGUAUGGUCAAGGAAGUCUAAUCAUCAUCACCACCAGAGACGAAGAGAUACUGAGUAGGCUCUUUGUGAGCCAAAAGUAUGAGGUUAACUGCUUGACUGAGGUGCAGGCCUUGAAUCUGUUUAGUUAUCAUUCACUAGGAAAACAAGAACCAACAGAGAGUCUUAUGGAGAUAUCAAAGGAGAUUGUCAAGAUAACGGGGAAGCUGCCACUUGCUGUUGAAGUGUUUGGUUCCCAUUUGCGUGACAAGAAGGAAGAUGAAUGGCUAACUGAACUAGAGAAGCUGAAGAAUACCCAACCAGGCGAUUUUCAGGCUGUUCUGGCGCUGAGUUUUGAAGCUUUAAACGAUGAAGAGAAGACAGUCUUCCUCGACAUUGCGUGUCUAUUUCUUAAAAUGGAGAUGGCCAAAGAGGAAGUCAUGGACGUACUGAAAGGUUGUGGGUAUAACGCUGAGGCUGCUCUCAGCGUCCUCAGGCAGAAGUCUCUUGUUAAGAUAUUGUCAGACAAAGACAAUACUCUUUGGAUGCAUGAUCAGAUCAGAGACAUGGGAAUGCAGAUGGUCCUUAAUGAAAGCCGUGAGGAUCCUGAAAUGCGAAGUAGACUCUGGGAUCGUGGUGACAUCAUGAAUAUAUUAAACUAUAUGAAGGGAACAACAUCCAUCCGAGGAAUCGUAUUAGACUUCGAAAAGAAGUUUGUGAGGCAUACAACUGCAGUCGAAAUAGCGCCGAGCAAUCUACAAACCAAUCCAGGCAUCAGCUCUGCGGUUAGCUACGUGAAGAAUAUGUUUGUAAAGUUUCCAGAAGAGGAGAAGCCAAAAACUUCUGAAAUCACCAUUCCUGUAGAGCCUUUUGCACCGAUGAAGGAGCUGAGACUUCUUCAGAUUAAUCAUGUGGAGCUUGAAGGAGAUCUUAAACUCCUCCCAUCUGAGCUCAAGUGGAUACAAUGGAGAGAUUGCCCAUUAAAAGAUGUUCCACCUGUUUUUCUUGCUGGGAAACUUGCUGUUCUUGAUCUCUCAGAGAGUGGAAUAAGAAGAGUCCAGACUUCAUGGUUCAAAAAGGAGGAUGAGAACUUGAAGGUUGUAAAUCUGCGCGGUUGCCACAGCUUAGAAGCCAUUCCUGAUUUGUCAAACCAUAAAGCCUUAGAGAAGCUUGUUUUCGAGAGAUGCAAGCUUCUGGUGAAGGUUCCUAAAUCAGUUGGUAAUCUCAGCAAAUUGCUUCACCUGGAUUUCAGUUACUGUACAAAUCUUACUGAGUUUCUUGUGAGUGUCUCUGGACUGAAGCAUCUUGAAAAACUCUUCCUCUCUGGCUGUUCAAACCUGAGUGUGUUACCAGAAAACAUUGGUGACAUGACAUGUUUGAAAGAGCUUCUUCUUGAUGGAACCGCGAUAAAGAUCCUACCGGAAUCUAUUGGCAGCCUUGAAAAUCUUGAAAAGCUUAGUCUAUUCGGCUGCAGUUCUAUUCAAGAGCUACCUAAAGGAGUGGGAACAUUGACAUCACUGAAGGAGCUAGAUGUUAGUGAUACUGCAUUGAAAGUCCUUCCAAACUCUAUUGGAGGUCUGUUAAAUCUCAAGAAGCUACAUCUGAUGCACUGCACAUCCCUUACUAAGAUUCCCGACACUAUCAAUGAGCUCAAAUCAUUGGAGGAGUUUUUCAUCAACGGAAGUGGGGUGGAUGAGCUGCCUCUAAACCUUGGAUCACUACAAUGUUUGACUGAAUUUUCAGCAGGAGGAUGCAAAUCGCUGAAGCAGAUUCCAAGUUCAGUCGGUGGACUAAAUAAACUUCUCCAACUUGAGUUGGACCACACUCCAGUUGUAACUCUACCAGAAGAGACCGGUGACCUGCGGUUUAUUCAGAAACUUGAACUGAGGAACUGCAAAUCCCUCAAGUUUCUGCCUAAAUCAAUAGGAGGCAUGGAUACACUCAAAAGCUUAUACCUCACAGGCUCUAACAUUGAAGAACUUCCUGAAGAGUUCGGAAAGCUUGAGAACCUGGUACUACUCCAGAUGAACAAGUGUCAGAAGUGUUAGAACCGAGUUCGGUCGAAACUACUCAAGAGGCUUCCUAACUCGUUUGGAGAGUUGAAGUCUCUUUACCAUCUGUACAUGGAGGAAACUUUGGUGGUGGAGUUGCCAGAAAGUUUUGGAAACCUCUCUAAACUAAUGACAUUGAAAAUGCUCAAAAAACCUCUCUUUAGAAAUGAUACUAAAGGUAAAAGUGCAGAGACUGGUUUUGUAAUACCAAACUCUUUCUCAAAUCUCAAGUCCCUUGAGGAAGUGGAUGCUCGUAGUUGGGGAAUCACUGGUAAAAUCCCAGAUGUUUUUGACAAGCUUUCUUGUGUGAAGAUACUCAACCUUGGGAAUAAUUAUUUUCACAGUCUUCCUGCUAGCCUCAAGGGGUUAACAAAUCUCAAAGAGCUUAUAUUGUAUGACUGCCAAGAGCUCACCUGUCUUCCUCCUCUUCCGGUUAACCUGGAGAAGCUUAACCUGGCUGACUGCUUUUCGUUGGAGAUUGUAUCCGACCUUUCGGAGCUGACCAUGUUGCAAGAACUCAACCUCACAAACUGUGGGAAAGUGAAGGAUAUUCCAGGACUAAAGCACUUGAAGGCUCUGAAACGGUUAUACAUGAGCGGAUGUAACUCCGAUUGCUUCUCAAAGGAAAGACUCUCCAAGGUCUUUUUGAAAAAUCUGAGGAAUUUGAGCGUGCCUGGGAACAGAAUCCCAGACUGGUUCUCGCAGGGACCUGUCAUGUAUUCAGCUCAACCGAACAGAGAGCUGAGAGGCGUAAUCAUUGCUGUUGUUGUGUCCGUUAACCAAGAAAGCAAAGAUGACUUCCAUGUGCCUGAUGUGUUGGGGAUCCAAGCCCAAAUUCUCGAACUUGAUAAAGUUAUUGUCAACCACACGUUGAACCUCUCUGGAGUGCCGAUAACAAGUGAUGAUCAACUCCACAUCUGCCGGUACUCGCAUCACUUCCCAAUGGUUUCGAUGUUGAAAGACGGGUACACCAUACAAGUGAUCAAACAGAAAAUGCAAAUCAAACAAGACGUUCAGCUGAAGAUGCAUGGGAUCCAUCUGGUUUACGAGGGGGAUGAUGAUUUAGAAGCCGAAGAAAGGUACUGUGUAACGGAGACGAUGCAAACCGUUUCUCAGAAACUUGCCAACUUUUUCAGCCCUUCAAAAGAAGGUGAAGCUAGCUCACAAGGUGGUUCUACUGUUACAUGAUAUUCACCCAAACCGUUUAUACAUAAAAAAACAAAACAAAAAGACAAAAAAAAAUGUGUUGUUCAUAUUUGAAGACAUGGUGUGCUUGGGUUCUGUGUUUUUCUUUCUACGUUUUUUUUUGGUUUUCCUCCUUGCAAAACUAUUCUCAAGCUUGUUUGCUUCUUUAACUUUGCUUUUACAAUCAAUAUAAAAAAAAAACAAAAAGAGGAGACUCUUGUUUCCCAUGAUUUCCUGAGCAUUCUUUAAGAAUUGAACGUGAUUG